This is a messenger RNA of Thunnus maccoyii (southern bluefin tuna), 5573 nucleotides long. RefSeq names its product acyl-CoA synthetase long chain family member 4a (gene acsl4a). Gene Ontology annotation, cellular component: endoplasmic reticulum; lipid droplet; plasma membrane. Gene Ontology annotation, molecular function: arachidonate-CoA ligase activity. The transcript is spliced from 15 exons. The coding region runs from base 2192 to 4330 and encodes 712 amino acids. The record is from RefSeq and is a predicted model, not a curated record. NCBI's taxonomy places the organism in Eukaryota, Metazoa, Chordata, Actinopteri, Scombriformes, Scombridae. Gene Ontology annotation, biological process: neuron differentiation; long-chain fatty acid metabolic process; long-chain fatty-acyl-CoA metabolic process.
AAUCCCCACAAGGCUGUCAGUUUAAGCAGGGUAUCACUCGCUAGCUGGCCACCGUAAUCUCAUUACCGCCUUUAUCCGUUUGUAGAUUUGUGUUGGGGUUAAUUCCUGUGGGCAGCGUUCAAUUGGCUUUCUUUUCUAGCUAACGUUAACUGUUACAUCCUCAAUAGCUGACGUGAAUCAACGCUUGCUCAAUGAUACGAGCCACAGCAGCAGCGUGGCGGCUUUUGUCAUCAUUUCUUGUGCCAUCCCGCCUCAUCUGCCAUUGUCAGUUAACCGCUAUAACGUUUUUAUAACGGGGCUGGUUCGCCUCCCGGUUUAUCCUGUUUUAAAGAUAAGCUACUACUGAUAAAUUGUGUUGAGCGUUUCAUUUUAAUUGAACCUUUUUAUGGUUUUAAAGCGUUUUGUUUUUCAAUACGAUGGAAGUCAUAAAACGAACCCUACCCACGAGUGAACUCCGGCAUUUCAUGCAAUAUAAUCGUAAUUUUUAUGGGUAACAUUACAUCAGCGGUAUCCAAAAUGGCUAUUUUAUGUUGCCAUGGAAAUGAUUCAUUUAUAUCAGUGGUUUUCAAAGUAAAGUCCGGGGACCCACAGGGGACCUUCCAGGGGGUCCCCAGCAAAAAGGGGAAUAAUUUAUUUUCACUAUAAAUCCAUCUAUAAGUAACAUAAUGACAGAAAGGUGCGACUAUUUUUGUCAUGGGUUACAUACACUUCAUGUAAUGAAACAUCUACAAGCAAAAAUCUCAUCAGAUGGGGCACUGUGGUGUAAUUUGUGUCAGUUUAUGACUCCUUGAUGUGAAAAAAUGUGAGAACCACUGAUUUACGUUAUUAAUAUUUCAUAUAUGUAAUAUUUGGAGCCUGUAAGUCUGAAACAUCAUGUUGAGUCUAUCACGCCAGCACAUGUCUACCAAGAGGCAAAUGUAGCAGAAUAUUUGAAUUGCCCCAGGCAUGUCGAUGUUUUGCAAAUGAAAUCAUUUUGGUGUUCUGUCAAGUCUAUAGAUAGAAUAGUACUCUGGAGUACAGCCAGGGAUUUUUUUCUUCUAAGAUACAGACAUGUGUGACAUGGAUUAGAGCUAUGAUUGACUGAAAGGUGAGUAACACCAUUUCUAAAGUGAAGUGAAACUAAGCCUUCUGAAUAGGGCAUGUCACUUUCAUCACUACAGUUACGGAAAUGUUAUUCAUCAUAGAUUAGAUAAGGUAGUUGAGUAGAUACAUAGUCAAUGAGAAAGAGUUGAAUUUUCUAUCCGAUGUUGUUGAAGUCAUAUCUUUCAGUAUUGGUUCUGACACUGGGUGUGUAUUUAUAUUGAUGUUGGAAAUUCAGGUAAAAGUUCAACAUGUAGUUUGGUCAGUUCAGUCUGAACUCCUCCAUGCAAUCAAUCAAGUUUAUUCGUCACACGCAAUUAUUACGUAAUCCAGUUCCCUCAAUUUGUGCGUUAAAAAGAGUUUAAAUAGAUAUGUGUGUGAUGGGGGGAGGGAGGUGGGGGUCAUUGACCUCAUUUAGGAUGCUAGAAGCUCUUUCUCUCUCAGUGCUGGCCCAGUACCUCCUUCCCACCAGGAGAAAAGGCUGUUAUCUGGGUGGUCGGGACCCUUUAUGAUUCUCUUAUUCCCUUAUUCUUCGAGGGUGAGGUUAUUAGUGAGCUGAGCUUGCCCUAGAGUGGCCUUUCGCUGACCACUGAGUGGGGUGAGCCUCAAGAGUACUGUCAUUGGUUGUCAUCCUCUUCAGUUAACUCAAAGGCUGUGGUCAUUGGACAGUAGCCAAUCCGGUCAGAGGGGACAUGUCUCAACUCUGUUUCAUCCCUCCAUGACCUCACAGAAAACCUGCCUUUUAUUUACUGAAAGACAGGUGUUUGAACAUUACACGGGAGUUAAUUUGCAUCGUUGAACACGCCCUCCCAGGAAGUGUGAUAUAUAAAUCGAGCAUUGAAAGCUGACAGACUAUCAGAGGCUGUUUUGGUACAGCGCAAGAAGGAGGCGAGUCUCUGACACUGUGUAACAUUUUGGUGACCGUGGACCAGAUAUUCUCUCACUACAGUUGUGAGGUUCUUAAAAUCAUCUACUCCGGGGACUUUUUUCUCUCCGAGGUUUUCCAUCCGACACAAUUUUCCUUACGCACUUCUGACAUCUUUGAGACCAGCAUACCAUCCAGUUGUAGUCUGCUCAGUUCCCUUCCCCAUAUACUCCUCCUAAGAACAGUAUGGGUGCCCAGUCAGACUCUUUCCUCCAAUCUAUCCUCCUCUUUCCAAUCCACCUUCUGGUGUGGGUGUACUCUGUCCUCUCCUUCCUGCCCUGGUACUACAUCACUGGUGCGGGGAAGAGGAAACUUCUCUCCAACCGGAUCAAGGCCCGCUCCACAUCAGGCCAUGCAGAGGGACCAUACCGCUCUGUGGACCACUUCGAUUCCCUGGCCAGGGAGGACUUCCCAGGCAAGGACACACUCGAUAAGCUGUUUGCACAUGCUGUGCAACGCUUUGGCCAAGCGCACUGUCUCGGCACCCGAGAUGUACUGAGUGAAGAGAAUGAAAUACAACCCAGCGGUAAAGUAUUUAAAAAGCUGAUCCUUGGGGAGUAUAGAUGGCUGUCCUAUAAUGAACUGGACUCUAUAGUCAGUCAGUUUGGCAAUGGAUUGGCAGCUCUUGGGCAGCAGCCCAAAAACACCAUUGCAAUCUUCUGUGAGACCAGAGCAGAGUGGAUGAUCACUGCCCAGACCUGCUUCAGGCACAAUUUCCCAUUGGUGACAUUCUAUGCCACACUGGGAGAGGAUGCGAUUGCGUUUGGACUGAACGAGACUGGAGUUACACACCUGGUGACCAGUGUGGAACUGCUUGAGACUAAACUGAAAAAUGUGCUUCCACUGAUCCCAAAACUGAAGCAUGUGAUCUACGUGGACCAGAAGAAAGUGACCACAGAAGGCUACCCAGCAGGACUCUCUAUCCACAGCAUGCAAGCUGUACGAGAGCUGGGCGCGCUGCCUGAAAACACGGGAAGGGAAAUCGUGAAGCCCCAGCCCUCCGACCUGGCUGUGGUGAUGUAUACUAGUGGCUCCACAGGCAGACCCAAAGGAGUCAUGAUUGUCCACAGUAACCUGAUUGCAGGAAUGACAGGCCAGUGUGAACGCAUCCCUGGACUGGGGCCUAAAGAUACCUACAUAGCCUAUCUGCCUCUGGCUCAUGUUCUGGAAAUGACAGCAGAAAUCUCCUGUGUCACAUAUGGCUGUCGGAUCGGCUACUCUUCCCCCCAGACGCUAUCAGACCAGUCAACAAAGAUAAAGAAAGGGAGUAAAGGAGACUGCUCUGUGCUCAGACCCACCCUGAUGGCAGCUGUACCAGAAAUUAUGGAUCGUAUAAACAGGAACGUGAUGAGCAAAGUGCAGGAAAUGAGUUUCAUUCAGAAGACGCUGUUUACACUGGGCUACAAAUAUAAACUAGAGCAGAUCAAGAGAGGCUAUGAUGCACCGCUCUGCAAUGCCCUUUUGUUCCGGAAAGUGAAGAAACUGCUGGGAGGAAGGGUGAGGAUGAUGUUGUCAGGAGGAGCCCCACUGUCCUCAGCCACUCAGAGAUUUAUGAAUGUAUGUUUCUGUUGUCCCGUGGGCCAAGGCUACGGCCUCACUGAAACCUGUGGAGCAGGCACCAUCACAGAGGUUGUGGACAUCAGCACUGGUCGUGUUGGAGCUCCUCUUAUUUGUUGUGAAGUCAGACUCAGGGACUGGGCUGAAGGUGGUUAUACCAGCAGGGACAAGCCAAACCCAAGAGGGGAGAUCCUGAUUGGUGGCCCCAAUGUAACCAUGGGUUACUACAGGAAUGAAAGCAACAACCAGGACUUUUUUGUGGAUGAAAAAGGACAAAGAUGGUUCUGUACUGGAGAUGUAGGAGAGAUUUACCCGGAUGGUUGUCUUCAAAUAGUGGAUCGCAAGAAAGACUUGGUCAAACUGCAGGCUGGGGAGUACGUGUCUCUGGGUAAAGUGGAGUCUGCUCUGAAAAACUGCUCACUCAUUGACAACAUCUGUGCCUACGCAAACAGUGAACAGAACUACGUGAUCAGCUUUGUGGUUCCCAACCAGAAAAACCUGACAGGACUGGCCAAGCAGAGAGGCAUAGUAGGAACAUGGGAGGAGAUCUGCACUCACCCGGAUAUGGAGAGAGAGGUUCUGAAGGAGAUCAAGGAGGUUGCUGCUAACAUUAAACUGCAGCGGUUUGAGAUUCCAGUGAUGGUUCAUCUGAGUCCAGAGCCAUGGACCCCUGAGACAGGUCUCGUCACAGAUGCUUUUAAACUGAAGAGGAAAGAGCUGAAGAACCACUAUCUCCACCACAUAGAGAGAAUGUAUGGAGGCAAAUGACUGUGACAAAUUAAACCCAAGAGUCUCUAUUACAACCAUAAUCACUGUUUUGAUAUGUAAAUAAUCUCCCCCAUUACCCAUUUGGGUUUUUAUGCUGUUUGAGUACAAUACAAAAGAAAAUGGCUCGAACAGAAAAGCUGAAGCUGUAGAUAGUUGUAGCUGUUGAUCCAUCUGUGCUGCUUUAUAUUCUUGUGUGUAGAACAGUAGAGAAGUUUCGAUUGUGUCAAAGAGAUGCACUGAAGGUGACAGCUCUUAUUCUGCGAGAAGGGUCCGAAACCAUUACAGCACUCGACUGCCAUCCACUUAAAAGUCUGUUUGCACUCCGUUUGUUGCUGAUAAAAAGUAUGACUGUCCUCCAUUUGUUGCUGAUGCUUUGUUGUUACUUCCAUUGAAAUAUUAACAACUGUAAUCAUCAUGGAGGCUUGUAAUGCUCUUUUGUAAAGUUGAAGUAUGUUAUUGUGCCUUCGGUCUGCAGCGCUAGUGUAGUCAAGCAGAAGUAGGUGGCAUCUAGUUAAAAAUAGUUUACACAUUUGUUUUAAAAAAUAAUGUUUUAAAAAAAAAAAAUAGUUUAAAUGCCAUGUAAAGUUUACUUGGGGCUUUAGGAAAAUACUCCCAACCAGAGAUACAGACAUGAAACAUAGAGGUUAUAAUUUGCAAAAAAAAAAAAAAACGUUACUUGUGAUCAUGUCUGCUAUCUAUCUAAUUUAUUCUGGCCAAUGUUGUUUUAUUUAUGCUUUUUUUGUGUCAAUUUAUUCCGAAAGCAAGACCAAAAUGUGUAAACAUAAACGACUCAGGAAGAUAAACAAAUGUUUUAAUAUAUGAAAUUGUCAAAUAGUGGAUCGCUCGUACGGAGAGCUCUUCUGUCAGAAUUCUUGUGGGCGCCUUAUUUAUUCAAGAGCAAGCAUGCUUAACUACUAGCUACUAAAAAGCUUUUAAGCAGGAGCUACAGUCAGAACUGGCAUACUGUAAUACCAAGCAUAUUUUACCUCAGUUAACAGUUUAAUGCACAAUUUGGUAUUAAAAGGAUAUCUGAAGCUAAUUCUGUUCAUUUUAAUAUUAUAGCAGUGUUUUUUAUGCAUUUUUCAAAGUGUUGUCAGUGCGUCCUUAAACAUUUAAGGACAGACACUGACAGUUGCUUUACAGUCGGUUGUUCUGUGAUCCCAUUUGUAUUUAUUAUUCCAUCGUUAUGAUCACAAGCCUUGUUCAACAUUUCUUGAGAAUAAACAUCUUAUUCAGUGUUGUA